Messenger RNA from Condylura cristata (star-nosed mole), 2965 nucleotides. It is a transcript of the gene GTPBP2, whose product is annotated as GTP binding protein 2. The transcript is spliced from 12 exons. Gene Ontology annotation, molecular function: GTP binding; translation elongation factor activity; GTPase activity. Gene Ontology annotation, biological process: translational elongation. Lineage: Eukaryota; Metazoa; Chordata; Mammalia; Eulipotyphla; Talpidae. Bases 71 to 1879 code for a protein of 602 amino acids. The record is from RefSeq and is a predicted model, not a curated record.
GGUGGUGGCAGUAGGGGCGGUGGCGGUGGCGGGGGGGAGGGGCCGGGCGGGGGGCUGGCGGCAGCAGCGGAUGGACUCACGGGUAUCGGAGCUGUUCGGCGGCUGCUGCCGGCCCGGAGGGGGCCCGGCCGUGGGCGGAACCCUCAAGGCUAGGGGGGCCGGCGGCAGCAGCGGCUGCGGGGGCCCGAAGGGGAAGAAAAAGAACGGAAGGAACAGAGGGGGCAAAGCCAACAAUCCCCCAUACCUGCCCCCCGAGGCUGAAGAUGGAAACAUCGAAUAUAAACUGAAACUGGUGAAUCCAUCCCAGUACCGCUUUGAGCACCUGGUGACACAGAUGAAGUGGCGGCUCCAGGAGGGCCGUGGUGAGGCCGUCUACCAGAUUGGGGUAGAGGACAAUGGGCUGCUGGUGGGGCUGGCUGAGGAAGAGAUGCGGGCCUCCCUCAAGACCCUGCACCGGAUGGCUGAGAAGGUUGGGGCAGACAUCACUGUUCUCCGAGAGCGGGAAGUAGAUUAUGAUAGUGACACGCCUCGGAAGAUCACAGAGGUGCUGGUACGAAAAGUCCCCGACAACCAACAGUUCCUAGACCUUCGUGUGGCCGUCCUGGGAAAUGUGGACUCAGGGAAGUCAACACUGCUUGGAGUCCUGACCCAGGGAGAGCUGGACAAUGGGCGGGGCCGGGCUCGUCUCAACCUUUUCCGCCACCUGCAUGAGAUUCAGUCUGGCCGGACCUCCAGCAUCAGCUUCGAGAUCCUGGGCUUUAACAGCAAGGGAGAGGUGGUGAAUUACAGUGACUCACGGACGGCAGAAGAGAUCUGUGAGAGCAGCUCCAAGAUGAUCACCUUCAUCGACCUGGCAGGCCACCACAAGUACCUGCACACCACCAUCUUUGGCCUCACCUCAUACUGCCCCGACUGUGCCCUGCUCCUCGUCAGUGCUAACACUGGGAUUGCUGGCACCACAAGGGAACAUCUGGGACUGGCGCUGGCCCUGAAAGUGCCCUUCUUCAUCGUGGUCAGUAAGGUGGACCUCUGUGCCAAGACCACAGUGGAGAGGACAGUGCGCCAGCUAGAGCGGGUCCUUAAGCAGCCUGGCUGCCACAAGGUUCCCAUGCUGGUCACCUCAGAGGAUGAUGCUGUCACUGCUGCCCAGCAGUUUGCCCAGUCACCCAAUGUCACUCCUAUCUUCACAUUGUCCAGUGUGUCUGGAGAGAGUCUAGACCUGCUCAAAGUCUUUCUCAAUAUCCUGCCACCACUUACCAACAGCAAAGAGCAAGAGGAACUCAUGCAGCAGCUGACAGAAUUCCAGGUGGAUGAAAUCUACACUGUACCAGAGGUGGGGACAGUUGUUGGAGGGACACUUUCCAGUGGGAUUUGCCGUGAGGGAGACCAGCUGGUGGUUGGCCCCACUGACGAUGGCUGCUUCCUGGAGUUGAGAGUAUGCAGCAUCCAGCGCAACCGCUCUGCCUGUCGAGUGCUGCGAGCUGGUCAGGCUGCUACAUUGGCCCUCGGGGACUUUGACCGAGCGCUCCUUCGAAAGGGCAUGGUGAUGGUGAGCCCUGAGAUGAACCCCACCAUCUGCUCAGUGUUCGAGGCAGAGAUAGUCCUACUGUUCCAUGCCACCACCUUCCGACGAGGCUUCCAGGUAACAGUACACGUGGGCAACGUACGUCAGACGGCAGUGGUGGAAAAGAUCCAUGCCAAGGACAAGCUGCGGACAGGGGAGAAGGCAGUGGUACGUUUCCGCUUCCUGAAACACCCAGAAUACCUGAAGGUGGGCGCCAAGCUGCUGUUCCGGGAGGGUGUCACCAAGGGCAUCGGCCAUGUCACUGAUGUGCAAGCCAUUGCAGCAGGAGAGGCGCAAGCCAACAUGGGCUUCUGAACUCCUCCAGCAGGCACAGCUCUAUUGCUGUCCCUACAAUAUAUAUGGUGACUUCCAGUCAUGCUGCCCGUUGGCGGCUCUGUGUGUUAAUAGGUUAGAGAAAGAGGGGUGCUCUGUCACUGCGCCCUGCCACCUCUGGAGAGGUGCCAAGCUUGGUGUGGUCAGGGAGGGGCAGUCCUGGUGGAGAAGACAGAAUUCAGGGCUGUCCUCAGCAGUGUGUGUCCUUCUGGCUGGCUCAUCGCCUGUGGCAACCCCAUGGCCUGUCUACUGGAGGGAGCUGACCACCACCUCGGCCUCACUCAGGACCGGGCAUGAUUCACCAGUGUUAUCCCUGAACUUCAGGAAUUGCUGUAACAACUGGGGGUGGCCCUUGAAGCGCUCCUUUUUCUAUACCUCUUCUCAAAGUCAUGUAAGUUGCUCAUCUCUACCUGGCUGUGGACGAAAGACAUCUGGUGGCCCAGAGUAUGAAGAAAUGGCACAGGGACAGUGAAUGAUAGUGCUCCUUCCCUGUGCUGACACAUGAAGCCUAUUCCUCAGCUUUAUCUUCCUUCCCUUCACUCAAGGGUCAUUUCCCCAGUUUUCGCUCUCAUAGGCCCCACAGGUGCUAUUUGUUCUGCUGGCCCAGGCGUGGGGCUGCCGAGCUAAAUCUCGGCAAACCGAAGGUCAGCUGCAUGUUGAUCGAUCCUGUCCCCCUCCUCUGCAGUGAUGUGUUAAUGCUGGAUCAAACAGCAUGUUUUACUUUCCCGGGCUGGUGGUUAGGGAUCUGAUGCACAGCUCCUCAUCCCGCCACCCUCUUCCCCUUUUCCUGCUCCACGUAAGUCCUCUUGUUUUAGUAAUUUGCGGUGAUCAUCCCUUUCUCUCUGUUGCAGGGAACCUGGAGGAAAGGGAAAGAUGUUGCCAUUAUUUCCUAAUUGUUAGGGCAUGGACCCUCCUUUCCCUUUGUUAGUGUCCUGGGUUCCCAUGGACUCAGGGAUUUGUUGGUUGAGGUUGCUCUGCAUAAAUAUAUAUAUAUAUAUAUAAAUAUAUAUUUAAAUACACAUAUAUAUUGUACAGAAUAAAGAUGUUUUAUUGAACACACUGUGCUUA